Molecule: messenger RNA, 1032 nt
Organism: Teleopsis dalmanni
Lineage: Eukaryota; Metazoa; Arthropoda; Insecta; Diptera; Diopsidae
Product: TBP-related factor-like
Exons: 2
Coding region: 111-659 (182 amino acids)
Biological process (GO): DNA-templated transcription initiation
Molecular function (GO): DNA binding; RNA polymerase II general transcription initiation factor activity
Source: RefSeq, a predicted model, not a curated record
UAAAAAAUGUUAAUACCGUUAUAAAAAUCAUCCUGUCGGUCAUUUCAGCGCGGCAAAAUUUUUCAAUUUUUCAAUUUCAUUAAACAUUCAAUUGGAAAAGCUUGUUGAAAAUGGCUGAUGAAAUAUUCGAAAAAAUGGAAAUUAAAAAUGUUGUCGCCACUUACAAUGUCGGCAUAAAAUUGGAUCUAUUGGACAUCUAUCGCCGUACACGCAAUUCAGAGUAUUCCCCACAAACUUUCAUUGGUAUGAAAAUGACCAUGCGUUUUCCAAAAUGCACUGCCCGGAUUUUUAAUUCCGGGAAAGUGGUGGUAGUCGGCACAAAAAGUGAGGUAGACGCUCGUCUGGGGUCCCAUAAAUUCGCCAAACUCAUCCAAAAGCUUGGCUAUGAAGUUGAAUUCAAAGAUUUUACCAUAUGUAACAUAGUGGGUGUAAUAGAUGUACGUUUUCCAAUAGGUCUCGAAGACCUCAAUAAUGGACAUAUGCAGUUUACAAAAUACGAACCAGAAAUAUUCCCUGCCUUAUAUUACCGUUUGCCAACUAUGUUAUUUUUAAUAUAUGCAAGUGGCAAGUUGGUUGUUACAGGGGCUAAAUCUGUGGCUGCUAUUAAGGAGGGCUUCGCUAUUAUCUAUGCGGCUUUGGCGCCUUUUAAAAGAGAUUAAUAAGAAUAUUUGAGAAGAAUUUUUUAAUAUACAUAGAGUCAUACAUUUGUAAAUGCGUGCUUUUUCUUAAUAAAUUUUACUGAGAUAUUAUAUUCACAGUUGUUUACUUUUCCAUGAGGAGUUUAAUUCUAAGAGAAAUUACAUUUGUUUGGGACAAAAAAUGCUUAACUAUUUAAACUAUGUAGGAAUAAUGUACGCUUUUGCUUAUGGAUGUAAAAUCUAAAUACGGGACAAGUAGGAUGCAGAUAAGCAUUGAAACGCGAAGCGUGAUGCCAAUGGUAUUUAAUACAUGGAGUGUACAUCAGGAACGAAUUCGCUGAUCACACUGCGGAUCUAGUGGUCGAUGCGUUUUAGGCUCAAUUUUUCUCUCAAA